GGAAGCAAUAAACCUUUCUUCAAAUUAUUCUUUUUUUUCUAUUUUCUAACAUGGUAUCAGAGCUAUAAGCUCCUGGUUCUUUUCUCUUAUCAUCGCUGUUGGGUUUUUUGGAGUUGGAUUUUCAAUUCCAUUCCAGAUCUAAAAUUUUGUCGUUGGGAUCUCUUCUCCUACAGAUUGGAUUGUUUAUCCUCAAUUCUCAAGCCCUUUCUGAGGUAUUUUAUUGGUUUGUUAUUUCAAUCUGGGCAUUUAUUUCUUUAUAUUUUUAGAGUUUUUCAGUAUUAUGAGUUUACUGAUUCUAUGGCGAGUUUUGAAAGGAUUGUAACUCAUCCUACUACUGCUAUGGUUGCCAAAGAAGUGAUAGAACAACCUAAUGUCAACCUUGAAUCCCUAAAAUAGGUAAUAUUAAAUCUUUUUAAUGCUCCUACUACCUUAUCUACUGCUCUGGGUACCAAACCUUGGUAUUUCAAUUCUGGUUGUUGUAACCAUAUGUCUUCAAUUGCUGCUCAUUUCUCUUCAAUGUCACCUAAUAAUUCCUUUCCUGAUAUUUAUUCUGCUGAUGGUUCCCCUAUGAAUAUUAGUCACAUUGGCAAUGUUUCUACAAAGUCAUUGACUUUACCAAAUGUCGUUUUAGUUCCAAAACUUAGUUAUAAUCUUCUAUCUGUUGGUCAAUUCUAUGAUCUUGGUCUUGAAGUAACAUUCUCUGCUCAUGGUUGUCGUGUGCAGGACCCAUGGACAGGACAACUUCUUGGAACUGGUCGCAAGCAACCAACUUUAUCUUUUUCGAGUAGUCAUUCUCAUUCUACUGCUCUUUUUGAUCUCGUGCAUUCUGAUGUUUGGGGUCCAUCUCCUACACCCACCAUGGGGGGUACAUCUGAUGAGCUCUACAAUACCUCACCACAUGCUCCAACUAGUUCUGUAGAAGAUGAUCUGCCUACUGGUAAUGCAUUAGAUAAUUUUGAGCCUUCUUCUACUUUCUCGUCUGUAUCACUUGUUGAUUCUACAAAUGAGCUUGUUGUCCCAUCCUCGAGUCAUCCUACUCGGGUAAGAAACCCUCCCAACUACCUUCGUGAUUAUCAUUGUUUUCUUGCUAUUACUUCAUUACAUGAGCCUCAAUCUUAUCAAGAGGCCUCUUUUAACCCUCUUUGGCAACAAGCUAUGCAAGAUGAAUUACAAGCUCAUGAGAACACUCAUACAUGGGCUUUAGUUGAUCUCCUUGCUGAAAAAUCUCUAAUAGGCUGUAAAUGGGUGUACAAGAUCAAAACACGAUCUGAUAGUUCUGUGGAGCGUUAUAAGGCACGCUUGGUUGCUAAGGGUUUUACACAAGAGUAUGGAAUCGACUAUGAAGAGACAUUUGCUCUAGUUGCUCGUCUUACAUAUGUUGAAGCAAUCCCCUCAAGCCUGGUAUGCAAAGUUAGUGCUACUGUGAAUGAGUUUGGUUUUACUUCCAGUCCACAUGAUACAGUUUUGUUCAUUCGUAAGACUGCUCAGGUGACCUCUUCAAACGAUGGCUACCUAUUUUCCCAAGUAAAGUAUACCUCCGAUCUUGUUUAUAAAGCUGAACUCACUGAUGGUAAGAGUGUUUCUACAACUCUUGAACCUAAUGUCAAGCUUACACCUAUGGAUGGCUCUCCACUUUCUUAUCUUACUCGCUAUCGUCAGUUUAAGGCUACUCCUCGCUUCACUCAUUAUGCAGCAGUACUUCGCAUUAUUCACUAUGUUAAUAGAACAUUAUUUCAUGGACUCCAUUUUUUUGCCAACUACUCCUCUGUGCUUCGCGCUUACUCUGAUGUUGAUUGGGCUGGUGAUCCUUCUGAUCGUAAGUCUACCACUAGUUAUUGUCUUUUCCUUGGUAAUUCUCUUAUCUCUUGGCGGAGUAAGAAACAAACUAUUCCAUAUCGCUCUAGUACUGAAGCUGAGUAUAGAGCUCUUUGGGAUACCACAUCAGAACUUCUUUCAUUACGGUGGCUUCUUGAAGAUAUGAGCAUUCCUCAACCUUCUUCUACUAAUUUAUAUUGUGAUAAUCAAAGUGUUAUGCAGAUUGCUCCUAAUGAUAUCUUUCAUGAAUGCACUAAACACAUUGAGGUUGAUUGUCACUUUAUUCGCCAUCAUGUUGCACAAGGAACUGUUCAUUUGGUUUUUAUUGGCUCCACGGAUCAACCAGUAGAUCUUUUUACCAAGGCUCAUUUUCCUGGACACUUUCGUACUCUUCUUUCCAAACUCAAGUUGGUUUCAUCACAACCACCUUGAGUUUGAGGAGGGAUGUUAAGAUAUGAACACAAUUAUAUUUAGAAUUAUUGUAAAUAUUUUAUACUUUAAAAUAUUAUCUUUGUAUAAUUUAUACUUUAGAAUAUUCUCUUUGUAAACACAUAUAUAUAGGUCAUUGUACAUACAGUAUGAUUCAAGAAAGCAAUAAACCUUUCUUCAAAUU
Molecule: messenger RNA, 2428 nt
Organism: Rubroshorea leprosula
Lineage: Eukaryota; Viridiplantae; Streptophyta; Magnoliopsida; Malvales; Dipterocarpaceae
Source: the annotation of a GenBank genome assembly